AUGCCGUAUCAUCGCCUAGGAGCCAGCUCAUUCUUGCGCAAAGCUGCAUUGCCACUUGUUCGGCAACGUGCAUAUGCAACUGGUGCUGCUGCUACUGAUCCGGUGCAGAUCACGACGCUGCCGAACCAAGUACGUGUGGCGACUGAAGCAACGCCGGGGCAUUUCAGUGCGGUGGGUGUCUAUAUCGAUGCAGGCUCGCGAUACGAGCGGCCGUGGGUGCCGGGAGAGAGUGGUGUAAGUCAUUUGCUAGACCGCAUGGCGUUCAAAAGCACAAAGGGCCGCACGGCCGAAGACAUGGAGCAGCUGAUUCAGGCAGUCGGUGGCAACGUGAUGUGCUCGUCGUCGCGAGAGACCAUUAUGUACCAGUCGUCGGUCUUCAACCAAGAUAUCCGGACAGUGCUGGACGUAUUCGCAGACACGAUCCAGAAUCCCGUCAUGGACGCAAAUGAACUUGGUGUGCAGCGCGAAGCUACGGCGUGGGAAGUGUCGGAGAUAUGGAGUAAGCCAGAGAUGAUACUGCCCGAAAUUGUGCAUGCAGUUGCAUACCAAAACAACACACUUGGCCAUCCAUUGCUAUGUCCGAUGGAGAACCUUGAUAUCGUGACCACGGACAAUCUGCGUGACUUUAUGCGGGCGUGGUAUCGACCGGAGCGGCUCGUCGUCGCAGGUGUAGGCAUGUCGCAUGCCGAUAUGGUCGCACAAGCGACAGAGCUAUUUGGUGGUAUGCGUGCUGCCCCGCAGGACCCAGUGCUUGACAUGCUUGGCAAGGAACGUGCACGUUACACAGGUGGCGAGCUGUUUAUGCCCGAUCCCUCGACAGAGUUCACGCAUGUUUACGUUGCGUACGAAGGCAUGUCGAUCCAUGAUGAUGACAUCUACACGCUAGCGACAAUGCAAAUGUUGAUCGGUGGUGGCGGCAGCUUUAGUGCAGGAGGCCCUGGUAAAGGCAUGUACAGUCGUCUGUAUACCAAUGUGCUGAAUCAGUUCCAUGCCGUGGAUCAUUGUGCAAGCUUCCACCAUUGCUAUGCAGACUCUGGUCUGUUUGGCAUUUCCGCGAGUGUGCAUCCGAGCUUUAGCUCAACGAUUCCGUACGUCAUAGCACGCGAGCUUGAGCUAUGUACAUCAGGCAACUACCGAGGCAGUGUGACGAAGGCAGAGCUGGCGCGUGCAAAGAACCAGCUUAAGAGCAGUCUCAUGAUGGCGCUAGAAAGCCGCCUAGUGGAAGUGGAGGAUCUUGGACGUCAAGUGCUUGUCCAUGGCAAGAAAGUGAGCGUGCAGGAGAUGUGUGCGGCCAUUGACCGUGUGGAUCUGGCUGCGCUUCAUCGCGUAGCGAGGCGUGUACUUAUGAAUGGCAAGCCUAGCACUGUGGUUGUGCAAGGCGAGCUGGAUGGCCUUGGCGACAUUCGCGCUCUACUGUCGUCGCGUGGCAUGUAG
Malassezia globosa CBS 7966 is the source of this 1434-nucleotide messenger RNA. RefSeq lists its product as uncharacterized. NCBI's taxonomy places the organism in Eukaryota, Fungi, Basidiomycota, Malasseziomycetes, Malasseziales, Malasseziaceae. The coding region runs from base 1 to 1434 and encodes 477 amino acids. Gene Ontology annotation, cellular component: mitochondrion. The record is from RefSeq and is a predicted model, not a curated record. The transcript has a single exon. Gene Ontology annotation, molecular function: metal ion binding.